GGCCGGGGCCCGGUGGGCCGGGCGCCCGGUGCUCACCCGCCGGAGCCAACUUGCCAUAGGCUCAGGCCCACGCCCUAAGGGGUUAAUCCUUUCUCAUGUUACCGAGCGGCUUAUAAGGAGGGGGAGGCCAAGCCUCCGCCUUAUUGGGAGCCUUUUGGGGUUUAUUCUCUUCCCUUCUAACUUGAUUAAGAAUGACCCAAAAGAAAUCACAGCUUUGUUCCAGAGCCAAUGUUUAUACUCAAGUGCCUGAUGGAGGAUGGGGCUGGGUGGUCGCUGUUUCUUUCUUCUUCGUUGAAGUCUUCACCUAUGGCAUCAUCAAGUCGUUCGGUGUCUUCUUUAAUGACUUAAUGGACAGUUUCGAUGAAUCUAACAGCAGGAUCUCGUGGAUAAUAUCAAUUUGUGUGUUUGUCUUAACAUUUACAGCUCCCCUCUCCACUGUCCUGAGCUCCCGUUUUGGACACCGUCUGGUGGUGAUGGCGGGAGGGCUGCUGGUCAGCACAGGGAUGGUGAUAGCAGCCUUCUCGCAGGCGGUUUACCAGAUGUACAUCACCAUCGGCAUCAUCUCUGGUCUGGGAUAUUGCUUCAGUUUUCUCCCCACUGUCACCAUCCUGUCACAGUACUUUGACAAAAGACGCUCCGUGGUCACGGCCGUUGCUUCUACGGGAGAAUGUUUCGCUAUGUUUGCUUUUGCACCAGCCAUCAUGGCGCUGAAGGAGAGCAUCGGCUGGAGAUACAGUCUCCUGUUCGUGGGCCUCCUGCAGCUGAACAUUGUCGUCUGCGGAGCGCUGCUGAGACCCCUCGUGAUCAGAGGGCCGGGGACGCCGAAAGCCACCAGCCACGACAGCCGGAGAGAAGCGCAGUAUAUGCUCGAGAACGAGAAAACACGCACCUCCAUAGACUCCAUUGACUCAGGAGUAGAACUAACUACCUCACCAAAAAACGUGCCUAGUAACACAAACACGGACCCGGAGUCCAAGGCCGACCUACAGCAGAUCCUGGGCAAACCCGGCUCCAAGCAGAGCGACCCCAAGGCCCCGCUGCUGGACUUCUCCAUCUUGAAGGAGAAGAGUUUUAUCUGUUAUGCGUUCUUCGGUCUCUUUGUGACCCUGGGAUUCUUUGCACCUUCUCUGUACAUCAUCCCCUUGGGCAUCAGUCUGGGCAUUGACCAGGACCGCUCUGCUUUUUUAUUAUCCACCAUGGCGAUCGCGGAAGUGUUUGGAAGGAUUGGCGCGGGUCUGGUCCUGAACAGAGAGCCCAUCCGUAAGAUCUACAUCGAGCUCAUCUGCGUCGUCUUGCUGACUGUGUCUCUGUUUGCCUUUACUUUUGCGACGGAGUUCUGGGGUCUGAUGUCCUGCAGCAUAUUCUUCGGGAUUAUGGUCGGGACGGUCGCAGGGACCCACAUUCCGCUGCUCGCCGAGGACGACGUGGUAGGGAUCGAGAAGAUGUCCUCAGCGGCUGGAGUCUACGUCUUCUUCCAGAGUAUAGCGGGACUGGCCGGACCACCCCUUGCAGGUCUGCUGGUGGACCAGAGCGAGAUCUACAGCAGAGCCUUCUACUCCUGCGCCGCCGGCAUGCUCGUGGCCGCCGUGUGCCUGGCGCUCGUGAGGCCGUGCAAGAAGGGGCUGUGCCGGCGGCCUCGCGCCCGGGAAAGGAGGGCCGAGAGCCGUUGGGGGAAAACUUUACCCGACAUCCCCGAGGACUUCCUGGAAAUGGACCUUGGGAAGAAUGAGAAUAAAGCUCCUGUGAGAAUGGAGCCCGUAUGACGCCCUUCCAGGGCACGUGGGCCGCCCUGCUGGCUGGGGAGGGCGGGGGGCCAGGGGACCGAGGGCGGUGGAGGAGCUGACCACUCUACCCGCUUGCAAACUACACUUUAAAGGGAAUGUAUCCGUGAACACCAUGACCAACAUCCUUUUCUUCUUUCUUUUAAAUUUUCCUUUUUUGCUUGUUUUUUCAGCCAAAACAAAGACAACCAAACACCCUUUCCGUACGUACAUACACCUGGCUGUAUUCAGUAGCAAUACACAGCUAGAGGAGGACUCUGGUUCACAUUCUGGUUUUAAAAUAGUGACAUGAAUUGGCAAAGUGGUUUUAAGGGCUCUCACAUGUGAUAAACUACUAUCUUAUUAGAAAAUGACACCUGGCCCAGGCCAUUGAAGUGAAAUCAGCCAUUCCAAAAAAGAAAAAAAAAAAUCUUGCAUCAUCAUUUUAAAAAUUUCUCAUUUUCAGAAAUAUGAACAAAUUGUUUAAAACCCUUUGAAAAAUACUGAGGUUUCCAUUCACAGAUUCGGGCCUCUUGAUUUUCCAAAUAUUCCAUGGAAGUGAAGUAUAGCUUAAGACCAAACAUUUGGCUAACAAAUGGAAAUUUUUAAAAUAUAUGUAACUUGAACUUCAUAAAUGUGAAGAUUACCACUUCUUUUUAAGGCCAGUCAUUACCAGAAGUAUUUCAAUACAGAAUACACAACAUGACAUUCAAAAAUGUGUUUCCUGUUGCUUUUAAUUAUUCAGAAAUAUAUGAUUGUAGUGUCUUUAAUUUAAACCACUAUUUAUUAUUAAGUUAUUCUAGGAUGAUUAAAGUAAUCAAAAGAAAGAAAAUUUGAGACAUAAGCAGAAUUUUUACCUCCUUUCUGCAAUCCUUUAAAUGCCUCAAAGAAUAUGUCUUAACUUGUAAAGUUACUCUCAUAAAAGGCCAAGUUGUAAUGAUUCUUCAAUUUGAUAAAAGGCAACGUGUGUGAUUUAAAGGGGCGGGAGGGGAGGGGGAGACAAGAGCAAAUCGCCUUAGCUUUUUAAAAUGAUUUGUUUUAUUGCCUAAGAAUACUUGAGGAUCUUCUUUGAUCAGAGUUAUAUUUCAUGGAAUUGUUAAAGCAUUUCUGAUUUUUUUAAAAAAAAAUACGUCUAACUGUUGAAGCAUUUCUGUAUUUCACAUGGGGUGGCAGAGACAUUUGUUUUACCAUCACGAGUUAUAGGUUGCAAUUUACGUCAUAUAUAAACCUUGAUUGCUCUGUGCUGCCAGAGUUAUCGGGUUAACUGGUCAUUGUCUUUCUGGAGUUACACUACAUGUAUAGUAUUUCUAUGUGCGUAUUUUUCUGUAAAAGGGCAAGUGUGAGGAUAACAGGUGGACUCCUGUGUCCUGAAUCUCACUCUGCAGGUGAUGGUCAGUACCGCUGCUCCAUUUUAUUCAUCAUUUACUGUUAAUUUAUGACAACUCAGGGGGAAAAAAAAUAUAACAAGCCUAGUUUGGUUACAGGUACACACAAGCUUGAAUAUUUCUCUGCACUGAAAUGAAAGUGACAUAUAGUUCAUCACCACCUGCUACAUUUUGUACAGCAUUUGAUCAGCCAUAGAAAUAGGACAAUCUGUAAAACUUUGGGGGGGGGCAGGGGAGGAAAUGACAAAGUGUCCGUCUAAAACAGACACACCACAGACAAGGUGGAUGUAGCAAAUCUCUGUCACUGCCAGAGAAGGACUUGGAGCUUGUGGCAGUUUUGCAGACUUCCGUGACUUCAGCACUUUACCACAUUUUUUACUAUGAAUGUUCAAUACAACUUAAUAUUUAUAACUGGUUUCUGAGCGAUCCGCUCGAUGUCCAUUCUGUUAACUGCAUGAAAAAAAAACUGUAUGCCAAUUUCAGUAUGUCAGUAAUCAAGGUUUUACAUGUUUGGAAGAAAAUGAAAGCAGGAUUGCUGAUUUGUUCUGUAUUAGUGACAUUCUGGUACUUCUAGAUUUGCAAUAAAUAUAUGGCUUUUUUUAUUUAAAAA
This is a messenger RNA of Vicugna pacos (alpaca), 3755 nucleotides long. It is a transcript of the gene SLC16A6, whose product is annotated as solute carrier family 16 member 6. Lineage: Eukaryota; Metazoa; Chordata; Mammalia; Artiodactyla; Camelidae. Gene Ontology annotation, biological process: monocarboxylic acid transport; transmembrane transport. The record is from RefSeq and is a predicted model, not a curated record. Gene Ontology annotation, molecular function: monocarboxylic acid transmembrane transporter activity.